Auxenochlorella protothecoides is the source of this 2550-nucleotide messenger RNA. Its product is annotated as DNA repair protein complementing XP-C cells-like protein. Bases 1 to 2550 code for a protein of 849 amino acids. The transcript is spliced from 10 exons. The record is from RefSeq and is a predicted model, not a curated record. Gene Ontology annotation, cellular component: nucleotide-excision repair factor 2 complex; XPC complex; nucleus. Gene Ontology annotation, molecular function: single-stranded DNA binding; damaged DNA binding. NCBI's taxonomy places the organism in Eukaryota, Viridiplantae, Chlorophyta, Trebouxiophyceae, Chlorellales, Chlorellaceae. Gene Ontology annotation, biological process: nucleotide-excision repair; mismatch repair.
AUGAGCGCGAAUGAUGCCAGCCUGGCACAGGCCAGCCAUGGCAGUUUGUCGGCAGCACUGCAGCGCAGGACCAGGAAGACGGGACGCACCACCUCCGCCAGACUCCUGCCCACUACUGCGGCAUGCGGAGCGGCAGCGGUCGUGGAUCGCGAUGCAGCGAUCCUGGCCACCCCCGCCGAACUUGAAGAGAACACAGAGCCAGCAUGGCUGGACUGGGAGGAGGUGGGCCAUGAAUCGCCGGCCAGUGGCGGCGAAGGAGCCGGCCCGGCUCCGAUUGAGGCCCCAGCCAGCCAGGGCCUGGGUCUCUCCAUCAGCCUGAUUGGCGAGGGCGCGCCCAAGCCGCCCGCGAAGCGGCGGGGUGUCAGCCAGGCCGACCGCGAGGCCGCGCAGCGCCUGCACAGGAGCCAUGCGUUGUGCCUGCUGGGGCGCGCCCUCCUCUACGACGCCGCCUCCAGCGACGCCGGCCUGCAGGCGAGGGCCGUCAUCCUCUCCCUGCUCCCGCCCGAACUGGCCGGCUCCAGCCCAAUCCCUCGUGCCGACCCUUCCCAGCGAGCCGACCCUGCUCAAAUGGGGGAGCUGCUGGCCUGGUUCAGGGGCGGCUUCCGACCCCUGCGGCGGAGCGCCGUCCAGGUGACACCCGCCGACGGCGAGGAUGCGCUGGGCGCCACGCUGCGUGCGGCCCGCGGGAUCCCCGCGGUCGUGGAGCAGCUGCAGCGCGUCGCUGCACAGCGCACUGGCAGCGUGGAGGAGCUGGUGGCUGUGUUCGUGGCCGCGCUCCGAGCUCUGGGCAUCGCCGCCCGCACGGUGCGCGCGCUCUGCCCCUGCCCCCUGAGACCGUCAGUGAUGCGGGAGGAGGCGGGAGAGGUUGGCGCUCGGAGAUUGGCCGGGAGGCCGCGCAAAGCAGCAGCUGCUGCUGCUGACGCGGACUCCCGAAAGGAGUCCGCCCAGGCUGGCAAGUCCCAGAAGCCGCGGAGGAGGAAGGGCCGCCCCAACCCCGGCGUAGAUGUCAGUCUGGAUGCCGGGCCCUCGUCAGCCACGCCUGCGGCCUGUGGGAAGCGCAGGAGGGGGGAUGAGGAGCUGGAGCAGCAGCUGGCCAUGGCCAUGGCAGCCACCGCGUUCCAGCAGCCAGUGAAAGAGGACGGCUCCACUGAAGGCGCCCCUCGAGAGCCCAGCACCGGAUUCCUGUCUCGCAACAGUGCUCGCCCAGAGCCCCAGACAGGCGUGCUCAGCGUGUCCACCCCGGGCAUCGGCCGCUUCUGGGUGGAGGUGCUGGUGGAAGGCACGGCGGCCCCCCGCUGGGUCCAGGCCGACCCCAUCACCGGGUGGUGGGACCGGGCGGCCGACGUGGAGCGCCUGCACCCCAGCGGGCGCAGCCUGGCCUACGUCGUGGGCUGCCGGGCGGGCGGAGCCAAGGACCUCACCCGUCGGUACGCCGCGAACUGGGUGGCAGCCGGGAGGCUGCGGGACGGGCGGUGGUGGGACGCCACCCUGGACCCCCUGCGCCGGCUGGAGUCCCGGGCUGCGCACCUGGCCGCGGAGGCGAAGGAGGAGCCGGCGGUCGGUGCCUGCCACUCGACUGACCACUUACCGGCAGUUUCCCUGGCGGCACGCGAGGACGACGAGCUGGCGCACCGGGCGUUGCAGCACGAGCGCAGCGUACCCCGCACGCAGGAGGGCUUCCGGGCGCACGGCGUGUACGUGCUGGAGCGCCACAUCCCCAAGCACCAGGCGCUGCGCCCCGGGGUCAAAGCGCACGGCAUGCACAGGGGCGAGGCGUACUAUGUGCGCAAGGACCUGGCCGACGUCCACACCCAAGACCGGUGGCGGCGCCUGGGACGAGACGGCGAGUGGCAGACGAGGGUGGCGGUGCCGCUGGCGGCCAGGAACGGCAAGGUGCCGCGCAACGCCAUGGGCAACGUGGAGGUGCCGCCGCUGGCGCAUGCGCUCCCCCUGGGCACCGUGCACUUGGACCUGCCCUCCGUCUUCGCCGUCUGCCAGGCGCUGCGCGUGGACGCCGCCCCCGCCCUGGCCGGCUUUGAGCACCGCGGCGGCCGGGCCACGCCCUGCCUGCGAGGCGUGGUCGUCGCCGCCGAACACGAGGGCGCUGUGCUGGAGCUGUACUGGCGCCAGGCCAGGGAGCGGGAGGCCAGGGCCGAGGCGCGGCGGCGCCAGGCGGCGGAGGCGGCAUGGCGGAGCCUGCUCCGGGCGCUGCUGGCCCGGGUCAGGCUGCAGGCGCGGUACGGAGAGGAGGGUGCGGGGCAGGGCGGCAGCAUGCAGGACGCCGCGGCGACGCUGCUGGAGCCCGAGGCGCGGGGGGGGACCACGGGAACUGACGGCGCCUACGCGCCUCCCAGACCGCAAAAACCAGACACCCCUGAGGACAGGGCCGCUCGCUUGGCCGCUGCAGAGGCGGCCCAAUCGCGACAAGCCAAGUUCGAGCACAGCGCCGUUGGGCGAGCGACCCUGAAGUCGGUCAAGGCGGUGCAGGCAGAGCGGCAGGCGGGGCGGCCGCCUGCGGGGAAGGACACCGCAGGCGACUGGCUGUCAUGA